UUUUUGUAGUUGGCCUCCUUUGCUUGAAUCUGCAGCAUGGGGAAAGUUAGACCUGUGGGCAGGGCAGAGGGAAGUUCUCCCUUGGCUGCUGUCUUGCACACGUGAGUCUGGAGAAGUGUGUCCUCAAUGCAGUGGUGGCUUUAUUGUUCUCCCUAGCUGUCCUCUGGCUCCUGUCCAUGUGGCUAGAGAGAGGGACUGGCUAGUGACACCAAGGAUCCUGAAAGCCACCCUCUGAUUACUGAAUCUGGUUUUUAGUGGCUUGGAGCAUGGAUUGUGCACCAGAGUGGGAAGGCAGGGAGGAAAACACAGAAAAUGCACCUAAUCCGCUGGAAUACUUCACGAGAAAGGGUUUAAAGCAGCUGUACCAGGACCAGCUGCUCUGUGAUGCCACCAUAGUGGCUGAGGGAAAGAGGUUCCCAUGUCACAGGUUGCUGAUGGCAGCUGUCAGCCCUUACUUCAAGGGCAUCUUUACCAGCUCCUUCAAGGAAUCCCAGGAUGGAGAAGUUGUGCUUCAGGACAUGGCCUCUUCCAUUGUGCAAACCAUACUGAUCUAUUUGUACACGGGAGAGAUCUCUCUUACUAAAGAGUCUGCCCAGGGGCUGUUUGUAGCAGCCAGCAGGCUUCAGGUUCUCCCCCUGCUGGAGAUCUGCUCCAGGUUCCUUGUGAAGAAUGUUGCCAUUGAGAACUGUCUUGUGUAUUAUGCGCUGGCUUACGCACACAACGAUCAAGCUCUGCUUGGUGUCGCCAUGAACCUCGUUACCACAAACUUUGGGCACCUCUCCAAGGAGGAGGAUGACUUCUUACAUCUGGACCUCAGCACUCUGGUCAGCAUAAUCUCUUUGGAUGGCCUCGUGGUGGCUUCUGAGCUGGUUAUCUACCAGGCUGUGAAACGCUGGGUAAGGUUUCAAACAACUGAGCGUAGCCUUCUCAUUGGUGAGCUGAUGAAGCACAUCCGCUUCCCACUCCUUAGCCAGGAUGAUGUCCGGGAGGUCCAGUCAGACUGGGAACACUGUCUGGAUGUUCAGAUGUGGCAGAAGAAGCUGGACAGUAUAGAUGGACCGUUUGAUUCUAGGGCACUCAGGCAGGGAAUGUACGACAAGUGUAUUGUGUGCGUGAGUCUGUCCAGGUGGAUAAGCAAAUGGAUGGAAAAUGAGGAAUUCCAUGUGUGCUAUUUUGACCCUCGAAAAGAGAACUGGGAAAAGCUGCCAGCUUUGAAUUGCCUCUACUCUCCAGCCUGCGUGGCAGUAGGUGACAAGCUGUAUGUAUCCGGAGGCACCCUUAGGGACAAAUCUCACUCAGCUGCCCUUCACAAAUAUGACUUCUUUAAAGGCCGGUGGUUACAUCUGCCUCCCAUGUCGGUACCUCGUGCUUCACAUGGGUUUUUAGCUUGUAACCAGAAGCUUUAUGCUUUGGGAGGCUGUUGUGGGUUUGAAGAUUACCUUGAUUCUGCAGAGUGCUUUGACUUGAUGGAGAAGACCUGGACUCCCAUCUCUAGGCUGCCGUUUGCUCUGAGCUGUUCCGCCUCUGCUGCGCUCAAGGACAAACUUUACUUAAUAGGUGGGGAGAGAAACUACUUGUUCCCAGAGAUGUAUAAGGGGGUUCUGAUUUAUGACAUUAACUCUGGCAUAUGGACACAGGUUCCUCUGGCUGUAGAGUGCUGCUCUGCAGGUGCUGUUCCCAUGAAUAAUGGGAUCUAUGUCAUUGGUGGCUAUGCCAAGGAAAGAAUGAGACACCUUCCUGUUAGGUCCCCUUCUCCAGGAGUUAUUUGUGGCUCUGCUCUGUGUUUCUUCAUCAGCGAGGAUGGCAGAAUGGACGAGGAUGUUUUUGUUCCAGAGUUGCCAAGAGGAAUUGCUGGUGCUGGUGUGGUGCAGUGGGAGAGGAGAAUCUAUGUGCUGGGAGGGGAGAACUGCUGGGUAUAUACUAACCCCAAUGUACAUAAUGAAAGUCCGGGCACAUAUUAUGACACCAUUUACUUUUGGGAACCCAGUGACCUCACCUGGACUGAAUGCCCAGAAAACCUCCCUAUCAUUGCUGAUGGAGUAAGUGGGUUUGGGUGUGUGACGAUGAAGAUACCAAAAAAACACAUUCUCGCCCUCUUGUCCUAAAGGGGACAGUACACGUGCGGCUACUCAUCAGGUGCACAUAUAGCUGCUGUUAAUGUUUUCUAAAGCCUAUACCUCACAGGGCUGUCUGCAGGGGAAAACCACAAGAAUAUCUGUCUUGUCUUAGCCUAACCAUAGAUUUUUAACCUGAAAUACAAGGGACAGCAUUUGAAACUGACACUUGAUUCAACCAAUAGUAUGUGAGAAUGGAAACCCAGUAACUAUCUUUACAUGCCUUAAAACUUCAUGCUGACCCAUUUUAUUCCCAAAAGUUGACCAGCCUCCCUUUUCUUUGCUAUGAAGUCUUGGUAGCUGGGGAUGGUCACUGCUGGGAUAUAUGAUGAUGACUCAAACUACCUGCAGCUAAUAUUUUAAGUAUUGUAUGAGUGAAGAUUCCCUUCCUUCCACACUUGCUGCUUAAACGUGUUUUAACUGCAUAUUUAUUGAUGUCUGGCAGGGUUUUAUCUUUGACACUCUGGGGUUCU
Messenger RNA from Mauremys mutica (yellowpond turtle), 2587 nucleotides. RefSeq names its product kelch-like protein 24. NCBI's taxonomy places the organism in Eukaryota, Metazoa, Chordata, Testudines, Geoemydidae. The record is from RefSeq and is a predicted model, not a curated record. The coding region runs from base 267 to 2105 and encodes 612 amino acids. Gene Ontology annotation, molecular function: protein binding. The transcript is spliced from 5 exons.